Molecule: messenger RNA, 605 nt
Organism: Sciurus carolinensis (gray squirrel)
Lineage: Eukaryota; Metazoa; Chordata; Mammalia; Rodentia; Sciuridae
Product: chromobox protein homolog 3-like
Biological process (GO): chromatin organization; negative regulation of transcription by RNA polymerase II
Cellular component (GO): pericentric heterochromatin; nucleus
Molecular function (GO): chromatin binding
Source: RefSeq, a predicted model, not a curated record
CCAGCCACGAACGUAAUAGCUCUUCAAGUCUGCAAUAAAAAAAAUGGCCUCCAAUAUAACUACAUUGCAAAAAAUGGGAAAGAAACAGAAUGGAAAGAGUAAAAAAGUUGAAGAGGCAGAGCCUGAAGAAUUUGUGAUGGAAAAAGUACUAGACCGGAGUAUAGUAAAUGGAAAGGUGGAAUAUUUCCUGAAGUGGAAGGGAUUUACAGAUGCUGACAAUACUUGGGAACCUGAAGAAAAUUUAGAUUGUCCAGAGUUAAUUGAAGCAUUUCUUAACUCUCAAAAAGCUGGUAAAGAAAAAGAUGGUACCAAAAGAAAAUCUUUAUCUGACAGUGAAUCUGAUGAUAGCAAGUCAAAGAAGAAGAGAGAUGCUGCUGACAAACCAAGAGGCUUUGCCAGAGGUCUUGAUCCUAAACAAAUAAUCAGUGCUACAGAUAGCAAUGGAGAAUUGAUGUUUCUCAUGAAAUGGAAAGAUUCAGAUGAGGCAGACUUGGUGCUGGCAAAAGAAGCAAAUAUGAAGUGUCCUCAAAUUGCAAUUGCUUUUUAUGAAAAGAGACUAACUUGGCACUCUUGUCCAGAAGAUGAAGCUCAAUAACUGCUUGCAU